This is a messenger RNA of Drosophila arizonae, 1110 nucleotides long. RefSeq lists its product as uncharacterized. NCBI's taxonomy places the organism in Eukaryota, Metazoa, Arthropoda, Insecta, Diptera, Drosophilidae. The record is from RefSeq and is a predicted model, not a curated record.
UGCGCAGGGUUGCUGUGCAGCUAAAAGUAUUGGUAUCGGACGGUCGUAUUUUUGUUAUGCUGUUGUUGUUGUUUAGCAAAAAUGGAUCAACAACUGCACCGUCUGACGGAUCGUCAUUACUCGGAAGUGGAGGGCUUGCUACAGGCUAUGGACAUGCCGAGUUCCGACCACGAAGAAAUUGACUCGGAAUCGUGCCGACUCAGCCGGUAUAAUGUGGCCAACCUGUAUGAGGGACGUCAGCGUUGCUACACAAUGCCGCACGUGCCCCCAGCGCCGCCCUCCACACCAACGUUGUUAACGUCCAACGGCAGCAGCGGCGGCAAUGUCAAUGGGAACGGCACUGGUAACAGUAACGGUAGCGCCAAUGGCAGCUCCAGCUCACCCACCGCCAGYCUGGUGGCCGAUAAUCAAUCAAUCAAUCAUUUUAUCUAUGUUAAAAACGGUAAGAACCUGCGUCGCGAAACCCGUUGCGUUGACUCCGAGCUAUCUAAGCUGUUCAACGUGGUGUCCAUCACAAAUCGGCUAACUGCCGUCAAGAAUCGUGCGCACAAACUGCAUCAACAUCAGCAGCAGCAUCUGCCGCUGGCCGACCGUGGUAUUUUAAAUACAUCCCGGACCAUAUCCAAGCUGCAUGGUGCGACGAAAAUCUUUAAGAUUCAUCGCGAUCCCAAGGAAUUCCUGCGCGAAACGGACGAAGAUUCAGUGUCGGCGCCCGAAUACGAUGAAGAGGAGGAGGACACACGUUUCCGUUUCUUUCGACGGACACGACACUCACGCCGGCAUUCGUAUACGCGCAUGGAGCGUAAAUUUGCCCGGUUCGAGCAUCACGAGCGCAUGGAGACGAUCGUUGAUAGUUUCGAUGCGGCCAUGAGUUUUAACGAUGCAGAUACCUGAGCGGAUGCACCAGCUGACGCUACAACCACUAGAACAACAACAACAGAAACACCUUCAACAACAAAAAGAACAGCAACAGCAACAACAACAAGAACAACAGCAAGUGUAGCGACAGCUUCUGCAUUCAAGCAACAACAACAACAACAACAACAACACCACAGGCACGAAGGGCAAGUGGUUGGCCGCCAAGUGCAAACCAAUGUGAUGAAUGUGAAU